UUUUUUAUUGCAAAAUAAUUUAAAAGGAAUACAAAAUUCUGCAGAGAGAGAUAGGGGAAGAAAAGGGAGAGGGAGGAGAGAGAAGGCACCACCACCCUUUGGCCCCUAGAGAGACCAAAGAUGAUCGAAGAGAGAAUACUCUAGAUCAUCAUCAUCAUCAUCCUGCAAAAACAAGAAUUCGAUUUUUUAUUUUAUUAAAAGAUUGGAUUUGUUUAUAUAAUUGUUAUCGAUUUUUCUGGAAAUAUUUUGAUUUCUUAAAUCCCCUACACCAACAUUUUUCUUGCCCUACCUGCUCCAUGCUUUCUUCUUUUCCAGAAACAUAACAAAAUCGCAUUAUAAGCAAUUCCUUUUUACAGUAUUAAGAAACAACGAGAGAUAGAUCCAAGAUAUGUAUACUGCGAUCAAAAGGGUUUUGUGACAUUAAUUUUCAAAACCUGGAAAAUGAUCAAGGACCCUGAUAUUCGAGAUAUUUUUGGAUUUUGAUUUGUAAAUUAGGAAAAAAAUUAGUAUAGUGUUGUUUGUAAAAAAAAAAACUUAAAAUGGGUUGUGGAUUCCACUACUCUUACGUCUUCUUCUUGAUCAUUACCCUUCAAGCUCCUCUCUCGUUUUCUGUCAACCCCCAAGGAUACGCAUUGUUGAAGUUCCGGGAAAGAGUGAACUCGGAUCCUCAUGGAACUCUUGCAAACUGGAAUGUUAGUAGUGAUCUCUGUUCUUGGUCAGGGGUAACUUGCGUUGACGGCAACGUGCAGAUUCUGGAUCUUAGCGGAUGUUCUUUGGGAGGAACGUUAGCUCCUGAGCUUAACCAACUAAUUGAACUAAGAUCUCUAAAACUCUCCAAGAACCAUUUCUCUGGAGAGAUUCCAAAGGAGUAUGAGAGUUUCUCAAAACUUGAAUUUUUGGAUUUGAGAGACAAUGAUUUAACCGGAACAAUUCCACCCGAGCUAACCAAUGUCUUAUCGCUAAAACACUUGUUGCUUUCUGGUAACAAAUUUCAAAGUAAUAUGAGUAUAAAGAUCCUGAGAAUGAAACUGCUGCACUCUCCUUUUGCUGUUCUUGGCUGUGCAAAUAGAAAACUUGGACACUGUAUUUCAAGAAACCAUAUCAUUCGAGUUAAAAAGAUUGAAGCAUUUGUAUUCCGUAUCAAAGCAACUUCAAGACGUUUCUUGAAAGCAUUCCCAAGUAAGUUCGAUUUCAAAAGACGUGAGUUACUCGAGGAGACAAGUAACUUGGCGGCUGAGCCUGCUCCUCAAGCUCCUAGUCCUUCUCCAGAGACUAUAACUGAAGCCUCUCCUCGAAGCAGCGGGUCUUUCCCAGCAGUGACCAACGCAAAGAAGAGAAUACCACCUUUAGUCCCUCCUCCACCUUCUCCCGAUGAGAACACUAGUUCUGAUUCCUCCAAGAAUCAUCCACAACCACAAGAUAAUAAACAGUCAAAAGGAUCAAAACAUGUAUGGCUCUAUGUGGUUAUCGCGGUUGCUUCUUUCCUCGGUUUACUGAUUAUAGUAGCUGUUAUAUUCUUGUGCCGUAAAAGAGCUGUAAAGAGCAUAGGUCCUUGGAAAACUGGUCUUAGUGGACAACUACAGAAAGCUUUUGUCACCGGGGUACCAAAGCUGAAUAGGGCUGAGCUAGAAACAGCGUGUGAGGAUUUCAGCAACAUCAUCGAGACGUUUGAUGGUUACACUGUGUAUAAAGGAACUUUGUCGAGUGGUGUUGAGAUAGCUGUGGCUUCUACCGCGGUUUGUGAAUCUAAAGAAUGGACUAGAGCCAUGGAAAUGGCUUACCGUAGAAAGAUUGAUGCACUUUCUCGGAUCAACCAUAAGAACUUUGUGAAUCUGAUUGGAUACUGUGAAGAAGAUGAGCCUUUUAACAGGAUGAUGGUUUUCGAAUAUGCUCCAAAUGGAACCCUUUUCGAACAUUUGCAUGAUAAGGAGAUGGAGCAUCUUGAUUGGAGCGCAAGAAUGAGAAUAAUAAUGGGAACUGCCUAUUGUCUACAACAUAUGCACGAGAUGAACCCUCCCAUGGCACAUUCUGACUUCAACUCGUCUGAAAUAUACCUAACCGAUGACUACGCAGCCAAGGUCUCGGAGAUUCCUUUCAACUUAGAGGCGAGAUUAAACCCGAAGAAACACGUGAGUGGUGACUUAGAGCAAGCCUCAUUGCUACUACCUCCAGAACCGGAGACUAACGUCCACAGCUUUGGACUCUUAAUGCUCGAAAUAAUCUCCGGAAAGCUCUCAUUUUCAGACGAAUAUGGAUCUAUCGAACAAUGGGCAUCAAAACAUCUGGAAAAUGACGGUUUAGGAGAGAUGAUAGACCCAUCGUUAAAGACAUUCAAAGAAGAAGAGCUUGAAGUGAUAUGUGAUGUGAUACGAGAAUGUCUGAAACCAGACCAGAGACAUCGACCUUCAAUGAAAGAUGUAGCGGAACAGCUAAAACAAGUUAUUAACAUAACUCCUGAAAAAGCUACUCCAAGAUCAUCUCCUCUUUGGUGGGCAGAACUCGAGAUCUUGUCCUCUGAAGCAACUUGACCCUCAAUGAAAUGCUCUUUCUCUUAUACGUUGUACCAAAAAAUUUCUUUUUUUCUUCUGGUUUCUUGUAUCAGUUUUCUUAUACGAGCUUUUGGUUCUUGAUUCUUCACAUUGAGUUUGUUUUGGAUUAGUGUUUGCUUCUUGAUGGAUUUGAUAUAAACGAGUUUCGAUAUGUGUUUGUAUAACGAGGCACGGUAGUAUAGGCAGAUAUCGUAUUCACGUGUCUAUUUGUGAUGAAAUAAUUGUGACUAAUUUUUAUUUCCUAUUGGUUUGCUUGUAUGAUACUCUCAAAGGAAGAAUUGCCAAAAACAUAAAAAAAAAGAUUUUCUCAAAGGAAGACCCGCUAGGAUUACCAAAAAUAGGUUUAAGCUAUAAGAGCUGGUGGGUUCUCUCAAUGUAUUGAUGUAGAGCGAGUUUUACGCAUAGAAGAGAUGAUAUCUGGUUCUGAGAUUUUUUUUUUGUAAACUAAGGUUCUGAGAAUGUGAACCGAAGAAUGUCAGUCAUUAUGUUACGAUUAUGUUUGGAAGUUGUUUCUCUUGUUCUUGUGUCUGUAUCAAAAUAAGUUAAAAAAAAAAAAAAAUAGAGAUUGAAGAAGUCAUGUAUAGUACGGAACCUCGGUGGAUGGACCUAACAACUGAUAAUGUAGAAGAUGCAUCACGGACCCCGAAGAUACGUGGAUAAGUGAUGCUGAGCUGCAAAAACCAUGAUUAUCCCCAAGCCUUAAGAGGUUCUUAGGGUAAUUAGAAAUUUUAAAAAAAAAAAAAGAAAGAAAAAUGGAUUUUAUUAGAAGAAAUUUAUCUUAUUUAAAGUAUAGAAGAACCGUCACGUGUUCUUCUCUCUCUCUCUCUUUCUCUCAUCUCACACCAAUCAUCAUCGCCCUUGACCUUAAACGCGUAAAUUCAAUCUGAGAGGAGAAAGAUCAAAUCCAGAGGAGAAAUCAUCUUAAGAUCCAGAAUCGUCGGAAAUGUCUACGUUUAGUGGAGAUGAAACCGCUCCUUUCUUCGGCUUCCUCGGCGCUGCCGCUGCCGUCGUCUUCUCAUAUUCUAGUUUCUUUGGACAAGGCAUGGGAGCUGCAUAUGGGACAGCCAAGAGUGGUGUGGGAGUGCCAUCUAUGGGUGUGAUGAGGCCUGAGUUGGUGAUGAAGUCUAUCGUCCCCGUUGUUAUGGCUGGUGUUUUGGGUAUCUACGGUUUGAUUAUUGCUGUUAUCAUCAGUACCUGAUGGUAGAUACUUAGCUUACCAAGAGCUAGGUGUUUCAGCAGAGAGAGCGAGAUAUUCUUUAGUUACUCCUCAUUCUUUUAUCUCCUCUCGACUUGCAGAAGAGAUGAUGCUUCUCAUCAGAGCAACUCUUCAGGGUCUUGCUUGGAUGUGAAGAACUCAAACGGCUUAGCUGACUUGAAUGAGCCACUCAAAUGGCAAGAUUCAGAACCUGUGUCUCUGUCCAGGGAUAUGCAUUCUCAUUACGGAGAAACAAUGCAGAUGUUCAAGGACAGUGGUUGCAUAAAAACACAAGUCAAAAUGGCGUGCCAAGUUGUUUAUGUGAUAGUUAGCAUGUUCUGCAUUUUCAUUUCAUUUCUCUAAUCUUUGCAAUGAUAUAAACAGAGACGCACGUUUUUCUCUGUGUGUCUUCAUGCUCACAUAUGUUUUAUUAGCUGAAAAUAUGUCGUAGUAGUGUCUUCUUAUGCAUGUACUUGUCGAUGGUUCAUGAAUUGUUUGCUUAUUAGUAUGUAGCCAUUAUUGCAUAUCUUCUAAUUCUCAAAUGUUUUCAUGUGGCA
Molecule: messenger RNA, 4301 nt
Organism: Brassica napus (rape)
Lineage: Eukaryota; Viridiplantae; Streptophyta; Magnoliopsida; Brassicales; Brassicaceae
Product: protein MALE DISCOVERER 2
Exons: 15
Coding region: 540-2528 (662 amino acids)
Biological process (GO): protein phosphorylation
Molecular function (GO): protein binding; protein kinase activity; ATP binding
Source: RefSeq, a predicted model, not a curated record